Messenger RNA from Solenopsis invicta (red fire ant), 3183 nucleotides. RefSeq names its product dolichyl-diphosphooligosaccharide--protein glycosyltransferase subunit STT3A (gene Stt3A). The transcript is spliced from 12 exons. Gene Ontology annotation, molecular function: dolichyl-diphosphooligosaccharide-protein glycotransferase activity. The coding region runs from base 296 to 2413 and encodes 705 amino acids. Gene Ontology annotation, cellular component: membrane. NCBI's taxonomy places the organism in Eukaryota, Metazoa, Arthropoda, Insecta, Hymenoptera, Formicidae. Gene Ontology annotation, biological process: post-translational protein modification. The record is from RefSeq and is a predicted model, not a curated record.
UUCUGAUCGUGUGGGUCGUAAUCUAUGGCUUUUUUUUGGAAAUAUUUGUCUCGCGUUCAUCGCGUUUCUUAGUUAAUAAUUUAAAUGGUCACAUUGUGUUUACGCACAUUUGUUGUAUAAAAUAAUUUUGUAAGUUUCUCUCGAACCAUCAGCGCAUCUUGUUGAGCGCAAUACGGAAGAGUGAAAUAUGCGAGUUGACGUAUGCAUAUGUCACCGGCCGGUAGUUUUGUAUUGAUGCUGUAAGAGAUACAGGAUUUAUUUCAUUUAAAAUUGCUGUGCAUUCCUCCGGGCCGACAUGGUGACGUUAUUAAGGACGAGGGGUCUGCGUAUGACGGCGCAGAAGCAGGAAACACUUCUGAAAUUAACUGUGCUUUCCUUAGCAGCAAUUUUAUCAUUUGCAACACGUUUAUUCUCAGUACUAAGAUUUGAAAGUGUUAUUCAUGAAUUUGAUCCAUAUUUCAAUUAUCGUACUACAAAAUAUCUAGCUGAAAAUGGAUUCUAUAGUUUCCAUAAUUGGUUUGAUGAUCGUGUUUGGUAUCCACUUGGCAGGAUAAUAGGAGGAACUAUAUACCCUGGUUUGAUGAUAACUUCAGCAGCACUGUAUCGUAUCUCAUGGUUACUGAACAUCACAUUAGAUAUACGCAACAUUUGUGUCUUCCUUGCUCCAUUAUUUUCAAGUUUAACGACAAUUAUUACCUAUCUCCUUACCAAAGAGUUAAAGGAUUCCGCUUCAGGCCUAUUUGCAGCUGCAAUGAUUGCAAUUGUCCCUGGCUAUAUAUCUCGAUCAGUUGCAGGUUCUUACGAUAAUGAAGGCAUAGCGAUCUUUUGCAUGCUUUUCACAUAUUAUAUGUGGAUCAAAGCUGUAAAAACAGGAGCAAUUUGUUGGGCCACGUGCGCCGCGCUGGCUUAUUUCUACAUGGUGUCUUCAUGGGGCGGAUAUGUCUUUCUGAUUAAUUUGAUUCCGUUGCACGUACUGACGUUGAUGGUGACUGGCAGAUUCUCUCACAGGAUAUACAUCGCAUAUAGUAUUUUAUAUUGUUUAGGAACUAUUUUAUCUAUGCAGAUCUCAUUUGUUGGUUUUCAACCUGUUCAGAGUUCCGAGCAUAUGCUUGCACUGGGUGUUUUUGGUCUUUGUCAGAUACACGCAUUAGUGGAUUAUUUGAGAAGUAAAUUGUCUCAAAAAGAAUUUGAGAUAUUAUUCCGUGCUCUGCUUGUUGUGGUGGUUACAACUUCAUGUGUAAUUGGCGGUGUUUUAACCAUUACAGGAAAAAUAUCACCAUGGACUGGACGCUUUUACUCCCUGCUUGAUCCAUCUUAUGCAAAGAAUCAUAUUCCGAUAAUUGCUUCGGUCUCUGAGCAUCAGCCAACAUCAUGGAGCUCCUUUUACUUCGAUCUGCAGAUACUUGUAUUUUUGUUUCCAUCAGGCUUAUACUUCUGUUUCUCCAAGUUAACAGACUCGAACAUUUUCUUAAUUUUGUAUGGAGUUACUAGUUUAUAUUUUGCAGGAGUAAUGGUACGUUUAAUGUUAGUACUUGCUCCAGUAAUGUGCAUUUUGGGUGGAAUAGGAGCUUCUUCUCUAUUAGUCACUUACAUGAAACAAGUUGAAAGUGGAAAGGUUGUCGAUAAAAAAGCCAAGAAAUUCGAAAAUAAUUAUAUCUUGAGAAGUGAGAUUGCCUCAUUUUUCAUCUUAGUAAUGUCUAUACUCUUCCUAUCCUAUACUUUUCACUGCACGUGGGUGACAGCGGAAGCUUAUAGCUCACCUAGCAUUGUAUUAUCUGCACGAUCACCUGACGGUGGACGAAUGAUUUUUGACGAUUUUAGAGAAGCGUACUACUGGCUACGCAUGAAUACGCCCGAGAAUGCUAAAAUAAUGUCAUGGUGGGAUUAUGGGUAUCAGAUAACUGCGAUGGCAAAUCGUACUAUUUUAGUAGACAAUAAUACAUGGAAUAAUACGCACAUAUCAAGAGUUGGCCAGGCAAUGGCGAGUUCCGAGGAAAAAGCUUACGAGAUUAUGAGAGAAUUAGAUGUCAACUACGUCCUUGUGAUUUUUGGAGGGCUCACUGGCUACUCAUCAGAUGACAUAAAUAAGUUCCUAUGGAUGGUGCGCAUUGGCGGCAGUACAGAAAAAGGAAAGUCCAUAACCGAAUGGGAUUAUUAUAAUUCCGCAGGCGAAUUCCGUGUAGAUAAAGAAGGAUCUCCAAUUUUGCUCAAUUGUCUCAUGUACAAAAUGUGCUAUUAUAGAUUUGGCCAAGUCUAUACUGAAGGCGGCAAACCUUCAGGUUAUGACAGAGUAAGAAACAUGGAGAUCGGAAAUAAAGAUUUUGAAUUAAAUACAUUGGAAGAAGCGUACACGACGGAACAUUGGCUGGUGCGAAUUUACAGAGUGAAAGAUUUACGAAACAGAGGUGCUUAAAAUACUCUAACCCGGAUUCGCGUGAACAAAAAUCUAUUGCCAUGUCAUAAAUCUUUUGAUAUUGACGUUCAGUUAUGUCCAAGUUUCGCGACAGUCACUCACUGCGGAUAUUAAUACUUAUACAUGUAUUACUGCUCAUCGCAUUGUAAUUGAAUUUUUAUAAAUGAAAUGUAAAGAUAAAAAAAAUAACAUAAAUACUGCUAUAUGAUUAGAACACAAUUGAUUAGAAUUUUAAAAGAUAUACGUUUAGCAUAUAUUUCGGCAGCAUCCUUAAAAAUCAUACCACUGUCAUACAUAAUCGCUUAGCGCGUCACCUGGCGCGCGGCGCGACCGCGCCUCUUGAUACUGCGGGUAAAAUUAUUAGAAUUUGUUUUUGAACGUUAGCAUAUGUAUAUGCUUUAAAUAUAAAAGAGAAUGUUUCUCUUUAUAAUAAAUAUUUCGCAUUUAAUGCGCUAUAUAUUAAACAAUUAUAUUGUCUAAAGUAUCUUCGUUAUGUGCGAAUGCAUUAUGUUCGAAAAAUGAAUGUAUCAUGAAGUUUAUAUUAUAAUCAUUUUUCAUGGAAACAGGAAUAUAGUCAGGAAUAUUUAAAUUAAUUGUAUUAAAGUGCUAAGUGAAAUACAAGUUACGUUAUAUUUACCUAAUUAAUGAUACAUUACAGCUUAAAAUAUAUCGAAAUAUAAAUGAAGCAAUGCAAUUAGACUGCAUUGCUUAGGCCAAUUAAAAUGUAUAAACGUGAAAAAUGAAUACGAAUAAAAGGCAUGUGUUUUAUA